AUGUUGCUGUUGCUGUUGCUCCUGCUGCUGCGGCUGUUGUUGUUGUUCUUGCUGCCGCCGGUCUUGAUUGCAGAUCGCAUCGGCUGCAGCUCCUCCUCGCCUGCGAGCAGGCCACGGUCUUCGCCACCCUGCUAG
Geosmithia morbida is the source of this 135-nucleotide messenger RNA. RefSeq lists its product as uncharacterized. The transcript has 2 exons. The coding region runs from base 1 to 135 and encodes 44 amino acids. NCBI's taxonomy places the organism in Eukaryota, Fungi, Ascomycota, Sordariomycetes, Hypocreales, Bionectriaceae. The record is from RefSeq and is a predicted model, not a curated record.